AUGUCGAAGUUGGGUAAAAUAAAGGCUGCGAUGGAUGAGGAAAGCUUCCCUCGUGGAGGCGGCUUUGGCAUGGACCCCAUCGAACAGAAGAAGCUGAAGCGGGAUGCAUUUGCUGAGGCUGAGCUGGAGCUGGCAGGCCAGAAAUCCAAGAAGUCAAGGCCCACCAAGGAGGCUCAUGAGAACGAGGAUGCAUUCUUUGAGACGCUGUCAGCAGCGGAGAACCUCCCAAAGUACGCCGAGCUCCUCAAGUUCAAGAUCCUGGGCGUCGGCGCACGCGUCUGGGGAGCGAUCAUCGAGGUGUCUGAGCGCGAGCUCGUGGUCUCCAUGCCCCACGGCUUGCGAGGCCACGUGCCGGCGGCGGCCGCGGGCGAGCCAGGCGUGGGCGUCGACCUGCUGGCAGCCUUCAACAUCGGGCAGCUGGUCCGGGCCCAGAUCACGCAGCUGACGGGAGCAGAGGCUGGCGAGGAUGGCGCCGUGCCCCCCGAAGACGGGAAGAAACGGAGGAAGAAGGUCUACCUGACCCUGGCACCCUCGGCCGUGAAUGCAGGACUGGACCUAGGCGCACUCGUGCCGGGAUUCUGCCUCUCUGCCAGCGUGCAGAGCAUGGAGGAUCAUGGUGCCGUGCUUUCCUUUGGCAUCAAGGGCACCACGGGGUUCCUCCCCGCCGCGGCGUUCCCCGAGCGACCCCUGAUCCCUGGGGCUCUGCUGGACGUGGUUGUCACCUCCAAGAAAGCGGGAGGCCGCAUCACCGUGGACGCCGGAUCCGAGGCCGUCGCGGCCGCCAAGACCGAGGAGUGGAUCGGCAUGCACAUCGGCGCCCUGCUCCCCGGCUCACUGGUGGCCGCCACAGUGAGGGACGUGCUGUCAGACGGCGUGGUGCUCUCCUUCCUCACCUUCUUCUCCGGCACGGUGGACCCCUUCCACCUGAACGAGCCGGGUUCUCAGGCCCUGAACUCAGUGAGCUUAUCCCCCGCUUCCCCCCCACGAUACCGCCGCGCAGACCUAGGCGCACUCGUGCCGGGAUUCUGCCUCUCUGCCAGCGUGCAGAGCAUGGAGGAUCAUGGUGCCGUGCUUUCCUUUGGCAUCAAGGGCACCACGGGGUUCCUCCCCGCCGCGGCGUUCCCCGAGCGACCCCUGAUCCCUGGGGCUCUGCUGGACGUGGUUGUCACCUCCAAGAAAGCGGGAGGCCGCAUCACCGUGGACGCCGGAUCCGAGGCCGUCGCGGCCGCCAAGACCGAGGAGUGGAUCGGCAUGCACAUCGGCGCCCUGCUCCCCGGCUCACUGGUGGCCGCCACAGUGAGGGACGUGCUGUCAGACGGCGUGGUGCUCUCCUUCCUCACCUUCUUCUCCGGCACGGUGGACCCCUUCCACCUGAACGAGCCGGGGUCCGAUAAGAAACGUCCCCACAGCAAGAACCAGCGGGUAAAGGCCAGGAUCUUGUAUGUGGACCCGGAGUCCAAGAAGAUCGUGCUCACGAUGCAGCGCGGGCUGGUGGCCGGGCUGCUUCCGCCCGACUUCCCGGCCAUGGGACAGGUGUUUGCCGAGGCCACGGUCUUGCGGAUCGACCCCGGGCUAGGCCUGCUGUGCAGCCUGCCCUCCGCGGCGGGCCAGGUCACCUAUCCCCCGGGCUUUGCCCACAUCAGCAACACGUCGGAGGGCAGGGUGAAGAGCCUGGAGAAGGCCUUCACCGUCGGCCAGAAGGUCAGGGCCAGGGUCAUUGGGUUCAGGCCCCUGGACGGUCUUGCGGUGCUCACCCUGCGUCCCUCUGUGGUCGAGCAGUUGAUCCUCAGCCAUGCAGACCUGCACCCGGGGAUGCCGGUGACUGGGAAGGUGGCGGCCGUAGAAGAUUUCGGUCUGCUCCUGGAGAUCACCCCCAGCGUCAGGGCCCUUGUGCCUCUCAUUCACGGCUCGGAUGUGGGCACCAAGAAGGGCCUGCGCAAGCACAAGCUGGGGCAGUCAGUGUCCGGCAUCGUGCUUUCGGUGCAGCCAGGUGCGAAGAAGCUGUCCAUCACGCUGAAGCCCAGUCUGUUGGGGAGCAAGCUGCGGCGCAUCACCAGCCAACAGGAUGUGGUGGCGGGCAUGCGCAGCCACGGGACCAUCAGCGGCAUGACGGAGAAGGCCGUGUUUGUCGAGUUCUUCAACGGCGUGCGGGGCAUGGUCCCGCUCAAGGAGUGCGCCCUGACCCCGGAGCAGAAGCCGAGCGAUGCCUACGUCGUGGGCCAGGUGGUCAAAGCGCGAGUCCUGGGCGUCGAUGCCAAGGGGCGUGGCCUGAAGCUAAGCCUUGCAUCCACCAAGAAGCUGGCAGACGGCGAGAAGGCCGGGGCGGGUGGUGCAGGGGAGGCCAGCCCCAUCCCUGCGGCAGGCACCUUUGUGUACGGCAAGGUCCGGAAACUCAUCACCGGCGAGUCCGCCCAGGAGGGUGCAGAGGCUCCGCUCAAAACACUAGCCAUCGAGCUGCGUGCUGAGGCUGAUGUCGACAGCUCAGUGCUGAGGGGCAUAUAUGGUCGGCUGGAGAUUGCGCACCUCGCCGAUCACCCGUGCGCGGCGGCCGCGCUGGUGGAGAACCUGCGAGUGGGGCUCGAUCUCGGCAGGCUGCUGGUCCUGCGCGCGCCCGAGGCUGGUACGGAGCACAAGGCCCUGACGCUGACCCGCAAAGCAGCUCUGGUUGAGGCUGCUGCAGCUGGCAAGCUGCCGGCCACCCUGGAGGCGGCCAAGAAGGGCAGGGUGAUGCCCGGCUACAUUGCCAGCAUCACCAAGGACGCCGUGUUUGUCAGAUUCCUUGGGGCAUUGACGGCUCGAGUGGGCCUCAUACAGCUCAGCGAUGGGCAUGUGUCCGACCCCGCCGCCGUCUACUCCCCGGGUCAAACCAUCCGUGCAAAGGUGGUGGGCGUGGACGCGGCGAGCGGGCACGUCUCGGCGGAGCUGAAGCAGUCGACCUGUGCGAGCGCCCACGCAGAGUACCUGGCCAGCUACUUCAAGGACAUUGAGAUGGCCAGUUCGUGGGCAGAGGACCCCACCGACGUCGCCUGGGAGGAGCAGGUCCCCAUUGGGGGAGCAGUGCAAGGCAGCGUGCACGAGGUCAAGGACUACGGCACGCUGUGCGAUCUGGACGUGCACCCCGACAUUGUGGGCGUAGCAGCACCCCACCAGGUGGAAGGUGAGGCUGCCCAGGGCCCGGCGCCUGGCACCCGCAUCUCGGCCCUCGUCCUCGAUCGCAACCCCGCCGACGGCAUCGUGGACCUCAGCCUGCUUCCCAGGCUGACCGAGGCUGAGGCAGCGGCAAAGUCCGAACCCUCGGCAAAGAAGGGAAAGCGGAAGGGUGUGGAGGCUGCCAGCCCCAAGCAGCCCAAGCUCGGCGACCAGCUGGAGUGCGUCAUUGAGCUGGUGAAGGAGAGGGAAGGGUACUGCGUGGUCUCCCUGCCAGCCGGCUGCCAGCCGCGAAUCGGCUUCGUCCCCAGCCACGACUUCAAUUCCCGAGCGGAGGCUGUGUCCCGAACGCCAGGCGACAGCAUCGUCGCGAAGGUGGCCGCUCUGCCACACCCCAGCGCCCCCCGCCUCCUGCUCUCCGUCCCUCUGGCCACAACGACAUCAACCCCGGCCCCCGCCGGCGAGCAGGCCGAGAACCCCGAGGCCGAGGCCAAGCGCGCGCGCCUGGCAGCCCUGCCCAAGCCGGGGACAAUUCUCACCGCGCACGUCGAGGCCGUGCACGCCCUGCACGCCGACCUGGCGCUGGAUGGGGACUUUGCCGCGCGCCUGCACAUCACAAACGCCGAGCCGACAAUCGUCGAGGUGGGGACCUCCGACGCCGGCCCCGAGCCGUCGGCCGCCGGCGUCGACGUCCCUGCCGGCGCCCUCUCACCGCUGUCCAACCUGAAGCCCGGCGACAGCCUGCGCGUCGUGCUCGUGGCCGACGCAACCGCCGGGCUCGAGGCGGGGCAGUGGGUGCGUGCGCGGGUGACCGGCGCGUCGCCCGAGGCCGGCGGCCUGGCCACGCUCAGUCUGCGCCCCGCUUCGGGCGGAGAGUGCGCCGCGCACGCCGCGGCUCGGCCGCCCAUGCUGCCGGCCGGCGAGGAGCUGCCGGCCGGCGAGGAGCUGCCGGCGCCGCUGCCGCGCGGCGCCACGCCCGCCAGCCUGCUGCCCAACCAGCGCGUGGCGGGGUACGUGCGUGGCGCGGGUCCCGCGGGCGUCUUCCUGGCGCUGGGCCGCGCGCUGGACGGGCGGCUGCGCCUGUCCAAGCUGAACGCGGAGGGCAGCCGCGUGGAGGACGUGCAGGCCGCCUUCCCUGUGGGGCGGCUGGUGCUCGCCUCCGUCAUCCGCGUGCAGGAUGGGAAGGUGGAGCUUACACGCAAGGCGAGGAAAACGCGGCCGGAGCGGGACGUCGCCGCGCUGGGCCGGCUGGCGGUGGGCGACGCGGUCAAGGCCCUGGUCCGCAGGGUGGAGAAUUACGGCCUGAUCCUGGAUCUGGAGGGCGGCGCCUCGGGUCUGGCCCACAUAUCCCAGCUGGCGGAUACCCGGGUCAAGAACCCAGGGUCGCUCUUCUCUCCUGGUCAAAGCGUGCUCGCGCGCGUGCUCAAGAUCGAUCUGGAGAAGGGUCGCGUCUCGCUGGGCCUCAAGCCCUCAUACUUCGAGGGAGACCUGGCAGUGGCUGCCGAGCCUGACCAGGCCGAGGGAACGGAUGAUGAGGCGGCCCCCGCCUCCGACUUUGAGGACGAGUUGGCAGAAACCCAGGAUGCGUCUGCCGAGCUGGACAGCGAUGCCGAGGCGGCGCCCGGCGAUGAGGAGUUCUCCCUGGAUCUGGACGAAGAGCUCGAAGGCUCUGACGACGAAUGA
Auxenochlorella protothecoides is the source of this 4830-nucleotide messenger RNA. Its product is annotated as RRP5-like protein. Gene Ontology annotation, molecular function: RNA binding. Gene Ontology annotation, cellular component: small-subunit processome; nucleolus. The coding region runs from base 1 to 4830 and encodes 1609 amino acids. NCBI's taxonomy places the organism in Eukaryota, Viridiplantae, Chlorophyta, Trebouxiophyceae, Chlorellales, Chlorellaceae. The record is from RefSeq and is a predicted model, not a curated record. The transcript is spliced from 29 exons. Gene Ontology annotation, biological process: rRNA processing.